Sorex fumeus (smoky shrew) is the source of this 2374-nucleotide messenger RNA. RefSeq names its product even-skipped homeobox 2 (gene EVX2). Bases 135 to 1559 code for a protein of 474 amino acids. Gene Ontology annotation, biological process: regulation of transcription by RNA polymerase II. NCBI's taxonomy places the organism in Eukaryota, Metazoa, Chordata, Mammalia, Eulipotyphla, Soricidae. The record is from RefSeq and is a predicted model, not a curated record. Gene Ontology annotation, cellular component: nucleus. Gene Ontology annotation, molecular function: DNA-binding transcription factor activity, RNA polymerase II-specific; RNA polymerase II cis-regulatory region sequence-specific DNA binding. The transcript is spliced from 3 exons.
UUUCCGCCUCCCUCCAAAAAGAGAUAAUAAUAUUUAGAGGCGCUUGCUGGGGGCUGAAUGAGAAUUGGCCCUAGGCACAGCCCAUCAUUAGCACGGGACAGCCGGGCCACCGUGACAUUUUUUAGAAAGCUGAGAUGAUGGAAAGAAUAAGAAAAGAGAUGAUUCUGAUGGAGAGAGGGCUGCACAGCCCAACGGCCGGCAAGAGGUUCUCCAAUUUGUCCGAUUCGGCUGGCAAUGCUGUGUUGGAGGCCCUGGAAAAUUCGCAGCACCCGGCUCGUCUCAGCCCGCGCUUGCCUUCCGCCCCCCUGCACGGCGCUCUGGGAGAUCUCCCAGCCAAGGGCAAAUUCGAAAUAGACACUUUAUUCAACCUGCAGCACCCAGGCAGCGAAAGCUCCGUCUCUUCCGAAAUCUCCACUGCCGCCGCCGCCGCGGAGGGCCGCAAAAAGCCGGGGCAUUAUUCGGAGGCGGCCGCCGAGGCGGACAUGAGCAGCGACGUGGAGGUGGGCUGCUCUGCGCUGCGCUCCCCGGGAGGCCUCGGUGCCACCGCGCCGCUCAAGGAAAACAAUGGCAAAGGGUACGCGGAGAGUGGCUCCACCGCCAGCAACACGACGUCCGCAUCAGGCUCGGGCCUCGGGAGCCUGCAUGGAGGCGGCGGCGGGGGCGCGGCGCUGGGUGGCUCCGGCUCCGGUGCGGAUCAGGUGCGGCGCUACCGCACGGCGUUCACCCGCGAGCAGAUCGCCCGCCUGGAGAAGGAGUUCUACCGGGAGAAUUAUGUGUCGCGGCCCCGCCGGUGCGAGCUGGCCGCUGCGCUCAACCUGCCAGAAACCACUAUCAAGGUGUGGUUCCAGAACCGGCGCAUGAAGGACAAGCGGCAGCGCCUGGCCAUGUCGUGGCCGCACCCGGCCGACCCCAGCUUCUACACCUACAUGAUGACGCACGCGGCCGCCACCGGAAGCCUGCCCUACCCCUUCCACUCGCACGUGCCGCUUCACUACUAUCCGCACGUGGGCGUCACGGCCGCGGCAGCAGCGGCCGCGGCUUCCGGCGCCGCCGCCGCGGCCUCCUCGCCCUUCGCCACUUCCAUCCGCCCGCUGGACACCUUCCGCGCCCUCUCGCACCCCUACUCGCGGCCCGAGCUGCUCUGCAGCUUCCGCCACCCGGGCCUCUAUCAGGGGCCCGCGGCCGCCGCGGGGCUCAACAGCGCGGCCUCCGCCGCGGCGGCGGCGGCGGCGGCGGCCGCGGCAGCCUCGUCCGCCGCGGCAGCCGGGGCGCCCCCCAGCGGCGGCUCCGCGCCCUGCUCGUGCCUCAGUUGCCACAGCAGUCAAUCCGCCGCCGCCGCCGCCGCCGCUGCCGCCGCCGCCCUGGGCUCGCGGGGCGGCGGCGGCGGCGGCGCGGGCGGCGGCGGCGGCGGCGCGGGGGCUGCGGCGGGCUCGGACUUCGGCUGCAGCGCCGCGGCUCCGCGCUCCGAGAGCGGCUUCCUGCCCUACUCCGCUGCAGUGCUCAGCAAGACAGCCGUGAGCCCCCCGGACCAGAGGGACGAGGCGCCGCUGACCAGAUAACUACAUCGCUGCCGCCAGGGGGCCGCGCCCGUCGCGCCGAGUUUGCCCGGGAGUCCCCUGAGCGCCCGUCCCCCAACCUAGGGCCCCCAGCCCCGCGCCCUUCGUGCGCCCAGGUGCCCUCUGAGCUCUGCCCUCCGUUAACGUUGCCGCCAGGGGGCGCCCCGGCGCGGGAGGCUGAAGGAAAUCGGCUCUGGAUUGGGGGGCAAACCUGGGGCGCGAAAGCCUGGCCGAAGUCUCCCCAAAUUAUUUAUAUUUUUGUAUUUGCUCCCCAGCAGCCUUUCCCUCCUCUAAGUAUGUGUCCCGCCGCUCAGUCCCCUUUUCCCGCCUCCGUCCUGAGCUCUUGGUCUCCCCGAAGACAAUUAAUUCCCUGGGUCCGAAAUCCGUUCUCUGGGGUCCGUGCGUCCUCGGGCCGGGGUUACUCGGCUAAGCACGUGGCCAGCAGCAGCCGGGCGGCGCAGCAAAGAGCGAGGAGGGCACGGUGUGCAUUAGCGCUUUGUGUGGGAGGCGGGCACCCCGAGGGUCCGGUUGCUGCGCUUAGCCUUUCGAUCCUUUCUUUUCUUUAAAGGACGGGGCGGGGGAUGACCACUGUUCUUUCUGUGUAAGCUUGUUGGGGGCCCUAAGCGGAGGAGAGUCGGAGGAGAUGACCAGGAGGGUGGAUGGAAGGAACAGGGCCGUUGCUGGGGGUAUCGGUCAGUACGUGCAGGACGGAGCGAGGCCGGGUGGGCUGUGGCCGCCUAGCCGCGGAAGGACAGCUGAGGUGGGCAAGGCUGGCGGCUUCCCCCUGCGCUCUCCUUUGGUCUUUGGUCUGCAAGGAA